AGACGUGUCUUGCUGGGAUCCUUGGAGGCGCUUCCCUGUUGUCAGGACCUGGAAGGCUGUGUUUAGUCCUCCUGCACUUCGUGGACCUAGCGAAGCAGCGUGGGGAGGCGGAAACGACGGCGACGGCGGCGGUCCGGCCUGGGAUCGGAGGCCACUGGGAGCCCAGCUAUGGCUGAAUCGGUGGAGCGGCUACGACAGCGGGUUGAGGAGCUGGAGCAGGAACUCGCCCGGGAGAGAAGCCGGCGGUCCGAAGGGGAUGGCCACUGCGGCCGGACCCGCAUCCAGGAGAUGAGCGACGAGGUGGUGGACUCCAAUCCCUACAGCCGUCUGAUGGCACUGAAACGGAUGGGAAUUGUCAGUGACUAUGAGAAAAUCCGUACCCAUGCUGUAGCAAUAGUAGGUGUUGGUGGAGUUGGUAGUGUGACUGCCGAAAUGCUGACAAGAUGUGGCAUUGGUAAGUUGCUACUCUUUGACUAUGACAAGGUGGAGCUGGCCAACAUGAAUCGGCUUUUCUUCCAGCCGUAUCAAGCAGGACUGAGUAAGGUCCAUGCAGCGGAGCACACCCUGAGGAACAUUAACCCUGAUGUUGUGUUUGAAGUUCACAACUACAAUAUCACCACAGUGGACCACUUUGAACAUUUCAUGAGUAGAAUAAGUAAUGGCGGAUUAGAAGAAGGACAACCUGUUGACCUAGUUCUCAGCUGUGUGGACAACUUUGAAGCUCGUAUGGCAAUAAAUACAGCUUGUAAUGAACUUGGUCAGACAUGGAUGGAAUCCGGGGUCAGUGAGAAUGCAGUUUCCGGGCACAUCCAGCUCAUGGUCCCUGGAGAGUCGGCUUGCUUUGCGUGUGCACCACCACUUGUAGUUGCUUCAAAUAUUGAUGAAAAGACCCUGAAGCGAGAAGGCGUCUGUGCAGCCAGUCUCCCCACCACCAUGGGGGUGGUGGCUGGGAUCUUGGUACAAAAUGUAUUAAAGUUUUUGUUAAAAUUUGGCAGUGUCAGUUUUUAUCUUGGAUACAAUGCAAUGCAGGAUUUUUUCCCUACCAUGUUGAUGAAGCCAAACCCUCAGUGUGAUGACAAAAACUGUAGGAAGCAACAAGAAGAAUACAAGAAGAAGGCAGCAGCGCUGCCCACACAGGAGGCUGCACCAAAAGAGGAGGCAGAGGUAGUUCAUGAGGACAACGAGUGGGGUAUUGAGCUGGUGUCUGAGGUUUCAGAAGAGGAGCUGAAGAACUCUUCAGGUCCCGUUCCCACCUUACCUGAUGGGAUUACAGUGGCAUACACAGUUCCAAAGAAGAGAGAGGAUUCUGUUUCUGAAGUAACAGUGGAAGAUUCUGGUGAAAGCUUGGAAGAUCUCAUGGCCAAGAUGAAGAACAUGUAGACAGUGGACUGGCUUCUGUCUGUUUCUGUGCUUAUGUUAUUCGCUUGGAAUUAAGCAAUCGGAAUAAAACUUAGCGCCACCUUCGAUGGCAUGUGUACUUUCA
Grammomys surdaster is the source of this 1483-nucleotide messenger RNA. RefSeq names its product ubiquitin like modifier activating enzyme 5 (gene Uba5). Gene Ontology annotation, molecular function: UFM1 activating enzyme activity. Gene Ontology annotation, cellular component: cytosol; cytoplasm. The transcript is spliced from 12 exons. Bases 169 to 1380 code for a protein of 403 amino acids. The record is from RefSeq and is a predicted model, not a curated record. Gene Ontology annotation, biological process: protein ufmylation. NCBI's taxonomy places the organism in Eukaryota, Metazoa, Chordata, Mammalia, Rodentia, Muridae.